Messenger RNA from Schistocerca serialis cubense, 1260 nucleotides. RefSeq lists its product as uncharacterized. NCBI's taxonomy places the organism in Eukaryota, Metazoa, Arthropoda, Insecta, Orthoptera, Acrididae. The record is from RefSeq and is a predicted model, not a curated record. The transcript is spliced from 2 exons. The coding region runs from base 1 to 1260 and encodes 419 amino acids.
AUGGAGAGCGUGGGGAAAAAUCCCAGCGACGACGAAUGUACACCAUCGUGGCUGGACAGGGAUUUCAUUGGGAGGGCUCUGAAGAACGACGAUCCUACCAUCGACGCAUCCAGUGUGGAGCUGAUUUCUGUGCAUGCAGCAGGCGGCGGCUACCUCAGUGAGACCCUCCGGGUGGUCGCGCGAUCAACUGGUGGCAGCGGAGCUGCUCGGGAGACGUCGGUGUUUGUGAAGGCUGCCCUGAAACCGACGGGUCUCGCACGCGAUGUGACAGCGUUUGGAGUGUACGAUAAGGAGGCGAUCGCUUACGGCCACUUUCUGCCCUCGUUGCACUCCGCUCUGAAGGAGGUCGAAGGCCGAAAGUUUCAGCCACUGGCGCCGAAACUGUACCUGCAAGGAUCGGAACCGCUGGUGUUCAUGGUGCUGGAGGACCUGUCCGCCACAGGCUUCCGGCCGUGGCCGCAGGGAGACAACCUGGACCUGGCCGCUUGCACCACCGCCAUCAGGGCCGUGGCCCGCAUGCACGCCGCCUCUGUUUGCCUCCUCAGUCACGAGCGGUACUCGACAAAAGUCUUUCACCAGUCAUUCGUAUUCAACGAAUUUGUGCUCCAGCGUCUCGAUGAAGACGAGGCUGCCUUUAAGGAGGACCUGCGAAUCUUGGACGAGAAUCCGUGGUUCCGCAAGUAUACGGACAAACUGCGCGCCUGCGCGAGGGUCCUGCUGGAGACACCUGUACUGAGGGUGAAGUACUGUGCCGUCGACUUCAAGGUCAUGCUCCAUGGAGACCUGCACAAAAACAACAUGAUGUUCCGCACCGAUGAGGACGGUUCGCAAGUCCGUUUGUAUGAUUUUCAGGGCUUGCACGUGGGGUCUCCAGCGGAAGACCUGCAGUACUUUUUACACUCCAGCGCCAGCCUGGAGGUGCUGCAGCAGCACACAGACCUGCUGCUGUCCGAGUACCACAGCACCCUGCAGCACACACUGUGGGCCCUGGGGCUGCAGCAGCAGGCGGAUACCUACCCGCUGGAGCAGCUGCGCAGAGACAUGGACCACUUUGGGACAGUAGCUGUCAUAACAGCCUUCAAAAUCCUGCCGUUCUUACUCCGGACCGACGACAUGGGGCCUCCGCUUGACUCACAGUCUGAAAACUUUCAGGAGCAAAUGGAGAAGCUCCGCCGAACAUCCUGUAGGAGUGAGAAGUACUUAAGGUACUUAGAGUGUCUCUUGCCUGUCUUCGACUCCAAGGGAUAUUUCGAAUCAUGA